This is a messenger RNA of Lontra canadensis (Northern American river otter), 3984 nucleotides long. It is a transcript of the gene ERC2, whose product is annotated as ELKS/RAB6-interacting/CAST family member 2. Gene Ontology annotation, cellular component: cytoskeleton of presynaptic active zone. The coding region runs from base 248 to 3373 and encodes 1041 amino acids. Lineage: Eukaryota; Metazoa; Chordata; Mammalia; Carnivora; Mustelidae. Gene Ontology annotation, biological process: maintenance of presynaptic active zone structure; regulation of synaptic plasticity; neuromuscular synaptic transmission. The record is from RefSeq and is a predicted model, not a curated record. Gene Ontology annotation, molecular function: structural constituent of presynaptic active zone. The transcript has 18 exons.
UCGGGCUCCGGCUCCCGCGCGGGCUCCGGCUCCUCCCGGCCGCCCGGGGCUAGGGCGACGUGAGGUUGUAAAAAUCCAUGUGGGACGGCCCCGGGGCGAGCAUCAGAAAGAUCCUCUGGAGUCAUUUUCUGGUACAGACUGUGAAAAGAAUGCAUUGAAAAUUCUGGCCAAUAGUCGAAAUACUGGCUUAACCCCCAACUUAGUAUAACAUUCCUUCUCUUCAAUAGCACCUCAUAAUAGAAGAAAAAUGUAUGGAAGUGCAAGAACAAUUACCAAUCUGGAAGGUAGUCCUUCCAGAUCUCCUCGUUUGCCAAGGUCUCCUCGUUUGGGCCACAGAAGAACAAGCAGUGGGGGAGGUGGAGGAACAGGCAAGACACUGUCCAUGGAGAACAUCCAGUCCCUUAAUGCAGCCUAUGCUACGUCUGGACCUAUGUACCUGAGUGAUCAUGAAGGGGUGGCUUCGACAACUUACCCAAAGGGCACCAUGACUCUGGGAAGGGCCACAAAUCGAGCUGUAUAUGGAGGCCGAGUCACAGCCAUGGGGAGUAGUCCCAAUAUUGCUUCUGCUGGACUUUCCCACACAGAUGUUCUUUCAUACACGGAUCAACAUGGUGGUCUGACUAGCUCAUCCCAUCAUCACCACCAUCAGGUCCCUUCCAUGUUGAGGCAGGUAAGGGACAGCACAAUGUUAGACCUUCAAGCUCAGCUCAAGGAACUUCAGAGAGAGAAUGACCUCCUCCGGAAAGAACUAGACAUCAAAGACAGCAAGUUAGGAUCUUCCAUGAACAGUAUCAAGACCUUCUGGAGUCCUGAGCUCAAAAAGGAGAGAGUCUUGAGGAAAGAAGAGGCAGCCCGAAUGUCCGUUCUCAAGGAACAGAUGAGGGUGUCCCAUGAAGAAAAUCAGCACCUGCAGUUGACAAUCCAAGCCCUUCAGGAUGAGCUUCGGACCCAGAGAGACCUCAAUCACCUCCUGCAGCAAGAGAGUGGCAACCGUGGAGCUGAGCACUUCACCAUUGAGCUGACUGAGGAGAACUUCCGGCGGCUCCAAGCUGAACAUGACAGACAAGCUAAAGAGCUGUUCCUUUUAAGGAAGACCUUGGAGGAAAUGGAGCUGAGAAUUGAAACACAGAAACAGACCCUCAAUGCCCGAGACGAGUCGAUUAAAAAGCUUCUUGAGAUGUUGCAAAGUAAAGGGUUGCCUUCUAAAAGUCUCGAGGAUGACAAUGAACGAACACGACGGAUGGCAGAGGCUGAGUCUCAAGUCAGUCACUUAGAAGUGAUUUUAGACCAGAAGGAGAAGGAAAACAUACAUCUUAGAGAGGAAUUGCACCGAAGGAGCCAACUUCAGCCGGAGCCAGCCAAGACGAAGGCUCUCCAGACUGUCAUUGAAAUGAAGGACACAAAAAUCGCUUCAUUGGAGCGAAACAUAAGGGAUCUUGAGGAUGAGAUCCAGAUGUUAAAAGCCAACGGUGUGCUGAACACUGAGGACCGUGAAGAAGAGAUCAAACAAAUAGAGGUUUACAAAAGUCACUCCAAGUUCAUGAAAACCAAGAUUGAUCAGCUGAAGCAGGAGCUUUCAAAGAAGGAGUCAGAACUUCUUGCCUUACAAACAAAGCUUGAAACCCUUAGCAAUCAAAAUUCAGAUUGCAAGCAACACAUUGAAGUGCUUAAAGAGUCGCUUACUGCCAAAGAACAGAGGGCUGCCAUCCUUCAGACCGAGGUAGAUGCGCUGAGGUUACGACUGGAGGAGAAAGAAUCUUUUCUCAAUAAAAAAACAAAACAGCUGCAGGACCUCACGGAAGAGAAGGGGACACUGGCCGGAGAGAUUCGAGACAUGAAGGAUAUGUUAGAAGUGAAGGAAAGAAAAAUCAAUGUUCUUCAGAAGAAGAUUGAAAACUUACAAGAACAACUUAGGGAUAAAGACAAACAACUAACCAAUUUGAAAGACAGAGUGAAGUCCUUGCAGACGGAUUCCAGUAAUACAGAUACUGCGCUAGCAACACUCGAAGAGGCUCUGUCAGAAAAGGAGAGAAUAAUUGAGCGUUUGAAAGAACAGCGGGAGAGAGAUGAUCGGGAAAGACUAGAAGAGAUAGAAUCUUUCCGAAAAGAGAACAAAGAUCUGAAAGAGAAGGUCAAUGCUUUACAAGCUGAACUGACUGAAAAAGAGUCUAGUUUAAUUGACCUCAAGGAACAUGCAUCUUCAUUAGCCUCAGCAGGGCUGAAAAGGGACUCCAAAUUAAAAUCUCUAGAAAUAGCCAUUGAACAAAAGAAAGAAGAAUGUAGCAAAUUGGAAGCACAGUUAAAAAAGCAAGCUGAGCAGUUGUUCAAUCAGAUGUACAACCCAGCUCAUAAUAUUGAAGAUGACUCCAGGAUGAACCCCGAGUUUGCAGACCGAAUAAAACAACUUGAUAAAGAGGCCUCUUACUACCGUGAUGAGUGCGGCAAGGCCCAAGCGGAAGUUGACCGGUUGCUGGAGAUCCUCAAGGAGGUGGAGAAUGAAAAGAAUGACAAGGACAAGAAGAUUGCCGAACUUGAGAGCUUGACUCUCAGGCAUAUGAAGGAUCAGAAUAAGAAGGUGGCCAACCUCAAGCACAACCAACAGUUGGAAAAGAAGAAAAAUGCCCAAUUACUGGAAGAAGUCCGCAGGCGAGAAGAUAGCAUGGCUGACAACUCACAACACUUGCAGAUAGAGGAACUGAUGAGUGCGUUGGAGAAGACCAGACAGGAACUGGAUGCCACCAAGGCACGCCUGGCCUCCACGCAGCAGUCUCUAGCUGAAAAAGAAGCCCAUUUGGCCAACCUCCGGAUAGAAAGGAGAAAACAGCUGGAGGAGAUCCUGGAGAUGAAACAGGAAGCUCUGCUUGCGGCAAUCAGUGAAAAAGAUGCAAAUAUUGCCUUGCUGGAAUUGUCUGCUUCCAAAAAGAAAAAGACACAGGAAGAAGUUAUGGCCCUGAAGCGGGAAAAAGAUCGACUCGUGCAUCAGUUAAAGCAGCAGACCCAGAAUAGAAUGAAGCUGAUGGCAGACAACUAUGAUGAGGACCACCACCAUUACCACCACCACCACCACCACCACCACCACCGAUCUCCUGGGAGGUCGCAACAUUCCAAUCACAGGCCCUCUCCCGACCAGCUAUCAGAAGAGCUAACUAAAGGGGAAAUGCAGCUCUGCAGCAAUGUUCUGAUAAUCUCUUGCAGCGUGGCUCACGUCACUGGCCAUCACCACCUGGAACGCGCAUCAGGACCGAAGAGGAACUUUUCAUUUUCAUUACGGCGCACAGUUCUGUUCUACUUGAUAUUUCCUUUAUCAUCUCAUGUCAUUUCUCAUGGAUUCAGAUAUGUUGGGCAGGAAGAACGAGGAGGAGGAGGAAAAUGACAGAUCCUCCGUUUUUGGGAUGGGGGGGGUCAGGAUUUGGGUGUUCAAAAUGUGAUCAUCUCUUCUGAAUGUCAUUCUUUGAUACAUUUUAUUUAUGUUCCUUAAACAUCGUGGGAUAAACUUGAACUCCGUGGGAUUUUAACUGUGGCUUCAGCUUCUUUUGGACCACUCGCUUCAUCUCCGGUUCUGCUGCUGGUUCAGUCGAAGUGGUCAUUCCUAAGACAUCAGAUUAUCAAAAAGUGUAAAUUCUGUGAGUGAGUGGUGUUGGCAGUGUUUGUACACCAAGAUGCAUGGAGUGUUUGAUAAAGAAACCAAAACACCAAAAAUGGUGAGCCUUUACCCUCCUCUAUUUCUUUAAUCCGCUGUUUGAAGAACCACAUUUUGAUGGUGUAACCAGUAGUUACCUCUGGGCCAGGUUGGAAAUGAAAUCAAUUUUUUAAACCACUAAUACUUGCCAAGAAAUCGCCUUAUGAGAACGUGGUGUGUGUCUCUGACAAAGCAUGGCAUGUCCAAAUCGAUCAUUCAUGACCCUAUCUACCCUGUUUCUGUGCUGGAGAGUGGCAAAAGCCUGAGGCACCCGCACCCUUCUAUUCCGUACGGCCCACGCAUUC